Diachasma alloeum is the source of this 1738-nucleotide messenger RNA. Its product is annotated as XK-related protein 6. Lineage: Eukaryota; Metazoa; Arthropoda; Insecta; Hymenoptera; Braconidae. The record is from RefSeq and is a predicted model, not a curated record. Bases 179 to 1546 code for a protein of 455 amino acids. The transcript is spliced from 4 exons. Gene Ontology annotation, cellular component: plasma membrane. Gene Ontology annotation, biological process: engulfment of apoptotic cell; apoptotic process involved in development; phosphatidylserine exposure on apoptotic cell surface.
CCAGGUACUUGUGGUUUACAAAGUGUUAUGACUCGAUCGUGACAGAAACAAAGAAGCAGUGCACAAAUGUAAUCAUCAGUGUCAGUGCCAGUGCGCGAUUUUUAGUUUAGUUUCCCCUUUCAUUUUAUUUUCACCGAGACAGCAGAGAGAAUCAUAGCAGCAGAAUUUCCUGAAGAGAAUGUCGACAGAAAAUCGAGAGACUGAAAGACUGCCCCUGGAUCCUCUCCCCCUGGAGCAGCGUGAGAAACCAGGGGUGAACGGUAACUGUGGAUUGAGCGUCCUGGAUGCAGUAUUCCCAGUUCCAAAUCUUGAUGUCGAUGCUGGAGACAUUCCCAGCAGCAGAGCACUCGUCAGUGAAUGGGACAUCUUUUGCAUCGGUCUCUCAAUUCUCAUGCAUCUUCUGGAUUGCUUAGCGGAUCUCAAUUUAGCCGUGAAUUAUUUCAUGAGGGGAGACUAUGCAUAUCUCAUUUGGACCUGCACAUUUAUAUUCACUCCGUCGUUCGUGAAUAUCGUCAUCAGUAUUCAGAUUUCUGCUCAGGAUCGCCAGCAGAACAAUCAAGAAGACGAGAAGGACAAAUCCAGCUGGAGUAAACUGGUCAAAAUUUGGCUACUAUGGCCCAUUAUUCUCGUAUUCCAAUUGGCACCUGUACUUCAUCAUUUAGAUAAUUUGACUUAUGCCGGUAAAUCGUAUCGCGCCCGAAAAAAAGGAAAUCAGUCAAAACAGAAGAAAUAUUAUCUCAAAAUGCUGAAGGAGGAACAGGACAUUGCCCUGAUGAGAGUAUUGGAAUGUUUCUUGGAGGCGGCUCCUCAUCAAGCCUUGCAACUGACAAUCAUGAUGAUGCACUAUCAAAGCAGCCCCGAAGUGAAUUUUCAUUUCUUAAAUCAAACCCUCAGUAUUGCGAGCUCUCUCGUAGGCAUGGGUUGGGCCAUGUCUAGUUACCAUCGCAGCAUAAGAAAAGCCCAAUGGGACAAAGAGAACAUCAGUGCUGUUGGAAAUUGGAUGCAGUUCUUCUGGCACUUCUUCGUCACAAUAUCUCGAGUGGUGGCUAUUGCAGCAGCAGUCACAAUAUUGCCCCUAUACGCUGGUAUCGCCAUUGUUAUUCACUGGCUCUUCAUGUUCAUUUGGAUAUAUCUGGAGCCUUCAGGUCUCAACGAAUUCUGCCGAGACCGUAGCCAGCCACCCCACAGAGGUCCAACAAUCGUUGAAAGUCUGAAAUCGCAUUUACUCGGCAUGACCUUUGGUCUCGUUUACAUUUUCACGUAUUUCAAGCUGAUCGAUGGACCAACCUACUGGAAACACGCAAUCUACUACUCUUUAUGUUUCGGGGAGAAUGUGGUAGCAGCGGUGAGUUGGAUCUUCCUCGGGGAUGAUCUUGCGAUCAUACGGUGGUACUAUGAGCUCGUUCCAGCCACGUGCAUUGCCCCAUUCAUCCUCGGAAUAGUUGUAAUGAUAGUUUAUUACAAAGGGUUCCAUCCAUCGAUGAAAAACAUGAUCAAUAGGAUUGAUCAGCCGACUGAAGAGAAUAGCAGACAACUCGCAAUAUAAUAUUGGUGCAUAUUUAUAGAUCGUAUUACUGAGAUCAAUCACCUGAUUGAUCGUUCACUCACAGUACAUCCAUGACUGAACGUCUGAACUGUUUUAUGAUAACCUUUUUAUAUUUUUAUACGACAAGUGUAAAUUAGGUACAAAAAUACCAAUGAUUGGUAUUUAAUGAUGGAAUAAACCAGUGAAAAAGCA